Molecule: messenger RNA, 1696 nt
Organism: Punica granatum (pomegranate)
Lineage: Eukaryota; Viridiplantae; Streptophyta; Magnoliopsida; Myrtales; Lythraceae
Source: RefSeq, a predicted model, not a curated record
GAUCAGUACAGUAUCGCCGACAUUUUUCACCCGAGGCGAUAAACCCAAUGCGAUGCCCCUGCCACUGUCGCAAUGAUUCUAUGUCGAGACUAAUGGCCAUCUCCUAUUGAUUGGCUCGGUCAGUACCAUCGCCACGUACCCUCAUAUGUCUGGAAAUUUCUGGGUAUCCUCUCCCCUUAAUUUGAGCAAUCGUCGUCAUCAUCGCCGCACAAGACAACACAAUCACCCAAGUUGUCCAUUGCACCGCAGCAAGACAGCUUGAAAGAUGAUGAAACCAUGGAGGGUGGAGGCCGAUUGAGGACUGCCAAAGAGGAAGAACAGACCCAGACAUUUUCUCCUUCUUCAUCCCACGUUAAAAGCACGAUAAGCGGCGGCGGCUGCGGCGGCAGUUGUGGUGGGCACUCGUCUUCGUCUUCCUCCUCAUGCGCGAACCAGAACCGGGACUUGCCGAGGCCGAUGGAGGGGCUGAGCGAGGCGGGGCCGCCGCCAUUCCUGACGAAGACUUUCGAGAUCGUGGAUGACCCGUCGACGGACGGGGUGGUGUCGUGGAGCGUCGCGAGGAACAGCUUCAUAGUGUGGGAUCCUCACCGGUUCUCAUCCACUCUCCUCCCCAAGUACUUCAAGCACUCCAACUUCUCUAGCUUCAUCCGCCAGCUCAACACCUAUGGCUUCAGGAAGGUGGACUCGGAUCGAUGGGAAUUUGCGAACGAGGGAUUCCUCGGAGGGCAGAGGCACCUCCUGAAGACCAUCAAGAGGAGGAGACACGUUUCCCAGCACCAGCGAAGCCCCGGAUCGGGAGGGUCGUGCCUCGAAUUGGGCCAUUUCGGGAUGGAGCCCGAGCUCGAGAGGCUGAAGCGAGACCGGUCGGUGCUCAUGUCCGAGAUCGUGAAGCUGAGGCAGCAACAGCAGGAGGCCAGAGGCCACAUGCUGACGGUGGAGACGAGGCUCCAGAGCACCGAGAGGAGGCAGCAGCAGAUGCUGAGCUUCCUCGCGAGGGCUCUAAGUAAUCCCGGCAUCAUCGGCCGGAUGGUGCACCACAGCGCUACAGGGGGUACGAGGGAGAUUUGCCGGGCCGAGAGGGGGCGGAAGAGGAGGUUGAUGGACCGGCCGAGUUCGGAGGAUCUGAGACUGGAGGAGGAAGUAUUGAUGGAGAUGGGAAGGACGGGGGGACUGGCAGGCAUGCAGGGCGGGUCCGGGACUGCUGGGCCUGCCCCCCCGAGGAGGGGGAACUCAGAGACGGUGAACGAGAUGAUCCUCGAGGAGCUAUUGAGCGAGGAUCUGAUGAGAGGCGACCCGGAGGAGGAAAUACUGGUUGGCGAUCAACCCGAAGCAGAUGCAGAAGUCGAGGAUCUGAUUCCGGGGCCGGCGGCCUGGGGAGAGGGGUUGGAAGAUGUCGUGGACCAGAAGGGUCGUCUCAGGUCGAACGAGCUUGGUUGAGCCAGCGUGAUGAGGGUUCCCAUUAAUUCCGGUACAUAAGUAGUUAUAGCUGGGUUUCUAGUUAUCUAAUAGGGUACCUAUUUGCUAUGCAUAGAAGAGUUCUUGAUCUAUGUAUGUAAAUGGCCUAGAAAAAGAAAAAUCGAUGUGUAUUAGAAUGACAUAUUUAUUUGUCUAUAUGACAUUACUGGAUACAAUUUAAUCGAUGAGAUGUUAUUACAAUUUUCAUGGUGGAAUGAUAAACGGUGAGCUUAUUUCUCGA